This is a messenger RNA of Penicillium mononematosum, 1560 nucleotides long. RefSeq lists its product as uncharacterized. Bases 1 to 1560 code for a protein of 519 amino acids. Lineage: Eukaryota; Fungi; Ascomycota; Eurotiomycetes; Eurotiales; Aspergillaceae. The record is from RefSeq and is a predicted model, not a curated record. The transcript has 8 exons.
AUGGCUCAGGCUCUGCGCGCAUCUCGCCAGAGCGCCGACGACGUGGCGGCUGGCUUCUAUGUAUUCCGAGAGCCUCUUCCAGAACAUGUGGGCGAUAUCACCUCGCUCAUGUCCGAGUUAUACGCAAUCAGCUCAGCCUUGUCCACCUUGGAGCAUCUAGCUGAAGAUCCACGAAAACGCCGUUAUUUUGAGUUGAUCAAGCCCGAUUUGAAUGUGGUGCAAGCCAGCUUCGCAUAUACCAUCGAGGAUAUCGGCGAUAUUUUCCGAGGUCUCGAUGGCGCUGAUGCUAGCCCAGCAAGAUACAAGCGCAUAUGGGUAAUUUUGAGCCGGUUCUUUUGGGAUCAAUCAAAUUACACCCUGGCCACCCGCCUAGCCAAGUAUAAGACCGUCUUUAAAGAGUUCAUUGACUUGGUAAGAAAUGAUCACUACACCUCCUCGCUCCUCGUGGGUCUCGUCAAUGGCUUCAAGACUCUGCUCUCGAUUCAAGAUAGCCGGUUUGCUGCUCGCUUUGAAGGCAUGACACUCCGCCCAGAUGACUCGCCUCCCGGCUACCGCGCGAGUACCCCGAGCCCGGUGUGGGAGCCUCCAGUUAGGGAGCCUCCGGUGAGGGAGCCUCCGGUUAGGGAGCCUCCGGUUAGGGAACGCCCUCUGUGGGAACGUCCGCAGAGAGAGCGUCCGGUGAGUGACCGGAACACACGACGGCGGAGGUCAUACGAGCGCACUCGACCGCCGCAUUUGUCUCCGCCGCCGAUGUCGCCUUCAUCGGCCACUUCUUCGGAUUUUCCGCCGUCUGUACCGGAUAUCCCGCUCUCGCCACUUACUUCUGCAUCUGCAACGACGACUACUAGUCACUCGACCAGCCCUGAUAUUAUCAAAGACCACUGGGCUAAGGAUACAUUCGGGUCUAGUAGUACCAGCACUCCUCUGCCAUCUGUGAGAGAAAGAUCCCUGAAUGACGAGACCGAUAUGCGCGUGUCCUUCUACCUAAGAAGAUCAGACUACCGCGUCCGCAUCCUUUGCAAAGAACCCCACCGGACGGGUCCUAGUGACUACUACUGCCUGCCACUUAAUUUACUGGAGAUCUUACGAGAUGGCUCUUGUCUCCGACUAUGCAGGCGGCGGAAUCGCGGGACAGAGCUUGUUUUAUGGACGAAAUUGAAGUUCACCACGUUGGAAGAUCUGGUGCUAUUCCAUAACACAUUCCUUGCAUUGCGCUCUCAGGAUGCAGGCCACCCUAUCGGAGAAAUUCUAGACCACGAGCUGGCACACGAACGGGAACUCUUUGCAGCCACAAUCAGGGAAGAUGGAUAUACACACGCGCUGCGCAUAUACAAAGAUAGGGUGACUGGAGCCAUAAGACUCCAGUCAUCGGUCCACGAGGGCGAGAUGAAACACACACCUGUCUGGACUGCGUUCGUUACUCACAACCUCGGGAAACGCAGCUGGCUCAAGUCAUACGAUUCCCGGACGGUGAUUACAUCGCAGGGACAUCAUGUCGUGGAGUUCGAAAAGCCUCGUGAUGCGAGGGAUUUCCUGGAAAUCCUGGAUGAGCUGGGUUGA